This is a messenger RNA of Psylliodes chrysocephalus, 1253 nucleotides long. Lineage: Eukaryota; Metazoa; Arthropoda; Insecta; Coleoptera; Chrysomelidae. The record is from the annotation of a GenBank genome assembly.
UGUUGGAAUCGGAAAUUUAGUUUACAGCGUUACUCGAGAAACGACGGUUGUUUAUUUUUAAAUAUGGAGUGGACCGAAGAAACUGCGCUAAAAUUGAUAGAGAACUACAAAUUAUACAAACAUUUGUGGGAUCCCAAAGACAGAGAAUAUUUUAAAAAAGAAAAGAAAGUUGCCGGGUGGAAUAAAAUUGCGCGAGCCGUCGGUAAAUCUGCAGAGUCUUGCAAGAAAAAAGUUGCAAGUUUAUUGGCGACCUAUAGAAAGGAAAGAAACAAAGUAAUAAAGUCGUCUAUACGAGUAGGAGCAGCAGGUGAAGGUCAAGUGUAUAGUACCCGCUGGUUCGCCUAUGAAGCUUUCCAGUUUCUAGAAGAAAGAUACGUGCCCAGGAUGGUAAAACGACUUUUAAAUGAGACCGAAGAGGUUCCUGAAAUAACAGCGGAGAAUGAUGACAGUGAAACUUUACCGACACCACAACCUACUGAGUCACAGAUUCCCGAACCACCCACCAAACUUCGUCGCAGAAAUGCUCCUGAUCUACAAGAAGCCGCGUUAUAUGUUAAAGAAGCUAUCAACACACUUAAUACAGCUUUGCAAAAGAUUGAUUCCUAUGAAGACGAUUGUGACCUCUAUGGCAAAAUGUUAGCAAAUAAAUUGAGAAGACUGUCAGAAACCGAACGACUGCAAUUCAUGUAUGAAAUAGAUGGAAUGUUUAUAUGCCGACAAUCAAAUCGUAUACAAGAUCCGUUGUAUGGUCCUUCGCCUUAUCCUUCGCCUCAUCCUUCGCAUCAUUCCGAUACUUUAAAUCGACCACCUUCUAUUAAAAGUUGCUACUCCGAACCCAUGAUGUAAAUAAACAAGGUGUAGUUGGUAUUAGUGAUGGGCAUAAUCGAAUGAUCGUCAAAAUCGAAUACUCGAAUGAUUGAAAAUCAAAUUUAUCGAGUAUUCGAAUCGUAUCAUUCGAAUGAUUUAUUAUUUUCCAUCAUCAUCAAUGAAUCAAUGAUUGGGUAGUUCAAGAUCAACGUGUCAAAAGUUAAUAUAUUGACAGUUAACUAUUCAAUCAGAACGCAAUACACCAACGUCUAAAACGUCAUACUACGUCAAUAUUUACUUUUAUAUAUCAUGCAACUGUUUUGGCUUACGGCACUGACGCGCGGCCGUCUGAUUGGAGUGACUGGGUGAUUCCCCGACUUGACAGAAAUCUAUCCAAUCAGAUCUUAGUACGCUAAAAGCCUAGACACAAAAACGUUGCAUGUGUA